UUUUUGUCUCUUCUCUGUGAGUGAACGUUGCCUGCUGACUAAGCACAUCAUCCCACCUCUCAAAAAAGGGGGUCACAGCACCAUUUCGUCUCUCAUCUCCACUUCACCAAACAAAGGAGUUCACCACUCACCCGUUCACUUACCAGCAGCCGCCACCAAAAAUGACAACCCCCCUCCCUCCCCUCCCAGGCAAUUACGCCACAGCCCUUAACCUCAUCGAUGCAGCCCACGCCCAAGACCCCCGGCCCGGCCCCAACGACGUCCCCUACGAGCUGCACUACGCCCAAAAAAUGACUCGCUGGCUGGCCAGGCGGAAAAAGGAUGCGUCGCCCGCCCUGCAGCUGGCCUGUCGAGCGCAGCAUUUUCGACGCUGGGAAAUCCCCCGCUCAACCUACCCCAUGACCCGGCCGGGCUACCUCACCUGGCGGGCAAAACAAAAGUCUGUCGCUGCCACCCAGCUCACCGAGCUCCUGUCCUCAGACGAGAUCCAGCCUGGGCUGGACAAAGAAGAGAUUGAGCGUGUAGCUGCGCUGGUGAGGAAAGAAGACCUCAAAAAUAACGAGGAGACGCAGGUGCUGGAGGACGUGGCCUGCUUGGUGUUUUUGGACGACCAGUUUGAUGAUUUCGAGAGCAAGCCUGAGAUUGACGAGGACAAGAUAAUCAGCAUUCUGCAAAAGACGUGGGGGAAGAUGAGCGAGGAGGGGAGGGGGUUGGCGUUGGGGAUGGAGUUGAGUGAGAGGGCCAAGAUGUUGGUCGGGAGGGCGCUUGCUUAG
Podospora pseudocomata is the source of this 773-nucleotide messenger RNA. RefSeq lists its product as uncharacterized. Bases 162 to 773 code for a protein of 203 amino acids. The transcript is spliced from 2 exons. The record is from RefSeq and is a predicted model, not a curated record. Lineage: Eukaryota; Fungi; Ascomycota; Sordariomycetes; Sordariales; Podosporaceae.